AUGAGUUCUGACUUUACACCUGCCACAGAACGGAAACGGCUACAAACUCUAGCGUAUCAAAGUCCUGAACUGAUUGGUAACUGCUUUUCCCGACUCGAAUACUCACGAACGUUGACCAAAAAGGAUCUCAAAACAAAAGUUCUAUUCAGAGAUUGGUUCAUGGACGGAUGGGCAUCGAAAACAGUGAAGGAAAGCGAUCUGAAGUUACCACUGAUCAGCGAAUCCACAAGGAAGAAACGACUUCUGAACACCAUUGGAGUGUCGCGUGGAUUCGGAGAUCACCAUCUCUAUACAGUCGACGAUCACUUACCAAUCAAGCCAUUUCUAUCUUCUGUACCUGAGGUAGAUGGCUUAUGGGAUGUGCUUAGCAACGAAGAUGCUGGCUUGAUCGUUCGCUCAUCACUCUCCGCUACCGAACAAAGCGAGCAGUCCCGGUACAGCAUGGCAGCCCAAGAGUUGGCUAGUGCAGCAAGAGGUUACCCAAGC
Messenger RNA from Cylicostephanus goldi, 486 nucleotides. The record is from the annotation of a GenBank genome assembly. Lineage: Eukaryota; Metazoa; Nematoda; Chromadorea; Rhabditida; Strongylidae.